AUGAAAAAUGGGGUGGAGGAAGUUCGGACCAAUGUCUUUUGCAAACUUGCAGACGAUCUCAUCAAGGGAGAGGUUUACGCAAUACCUAAAUAUUUGGAGAACUGUAGGUUCCUUCCUAAGCUUAACAAUGAAAAACCUGGUCAGAGGAAUUCCACUUACAAGAAAAGAUUUAGUAGCUUAGAGAAUUUGGUACUUAUAAUGUUUGAGCAGGACGCAACUUUAAUCCCGAAAGAAACAUCGUGGUUUGGUUAUUAUCCAGAUGGCUUCUUCGAGCCAAUUUUACCGUCGCUAGAGACAAAACUUUACACUGAAGACUGGAUUGGCUUAAAAGCUUUAGACGAAGCUGGUCGUGUCCAUUUCAUUAGCAUUCCAGGAUAUCAUCUGGAAAUAUUCGAAGCAGAUAUAAAGAAACAUGUAGUACCAUAUUUGAACGGCCAAAUAUCAUGAUAUACAUUGUUGGUCUAUGUGUUCUUCUGAUACUCAUAUCCAUCCAUUGUUGGAAUGUAUUGCUAAAAAAUAUUAGAAACUUGCUACAUUUAUUUAUGAUGGAUAAAAAUCAUUAUCCUAAAAAAACUGAAUCUGAGUCCUCUUCUCCAACUGUAGGCUGUAGCAAUCUAGUUGGGAUCAAUAUCUUAUUCUUGCUUGCUUCAAAAAAUGAAAACUAUCUUUCUAUCUCCAAUUGAAAUUCUUUGUAUUGGAA
This is a messenger RNA of Trifolium pratense (red clover), 700 nucleotides long. Its product is annotated as palmitoyl-protein thioesterase 1-like. The record is from RefSeq and is a predicted model, not a curated record. Gene Ontology annotation, molecular function: thiolester hydrolase activity. NCBI's taxonomy places the organism in Eukaryota, Viridiplantae, Streptophyta, Magnoliopsida, Fabales, Fabaceae. The transcript is spliced from 5 exons. Gene Ontology annotation, cellular component: intracellular membrane-bounded organelle. The coding region runs from base 1 to 447 and encodes 148 amino acids.